Molecule: messenger RNA, 2427 nt
Organism: Gadus macrocephalus (Pacific cod)
Lineage: Eukaryota; Metazoa; Chordata; Actinopteri; Gadiformes; Gadidae
Gene: bmi1a
Product: bmi1 polycomb ring finger oncogene 1a
Exons: 10
Coding region: 384-1379 (331 amino acids)
Biological process (GO): negative regulation of transcription by RNA polymerase II
Cellular component (GO): PRC1 complex
Molecular function (GO): promoter-specific chromatin binding
Source: RefSeq, a predicted model, not a curated record
CGGACUACAAGCCAUUUUGGGGACGGUGUCAGUUUCCACAGAGCACACAGUGCUGCGUUUUCCACGGAGGGAGCUGAAUUUGGAGGCAAAGUUCUCGCACCACGGACCCGGGAUUCCUCUUUAAUGCGACGCCAGGAGCCCGACGUCUUCGUAUCCCGCACCUCUCGACACGCGUAAAACGCGGCGACGCUGAGCCCAGCGAGACUUUAGUACGCGUCUGAAAUGUGCGCUCUGCGCGAUUGACAGCGUCUGCAGUCGGUUUCAAGAUGGCGGCUCGGCUCCUAUUCAUUUUCUGCUGAUCGCCUUCUAACUUUCAUUGUCUAUUCGGCUCCGAUCUCACGGAUUAUCCCAUCGAGCCACCGGGUCUGUUUGGGUAUUUUGCCAUGCAUCGAACCACCAGAAUAAAGAUCACGGAGCUGAACCCACACCUCAUGUGCGUCCUGUGCGGGGGAUAUUUCAUCGACGCGACCACCAUCAUCGAAUGCCUGCAUUCAUUCUGCAAGAUGUGUAUUGUGCGGUACCUGGAGACCAGCAAAUAUUGUCCAAUCUGUGAUGUGCAAGUGCACAAAACCAAGCCUCUUCUCAACAUUAGGUCUGACAAAACGCUGCAGGACAUUGUCUAUAAGCUGGUUCCAGGCCUCUUCAAAAAUGAGAUGAAGAGGAGGAGAGACUUCUAUGCAGCACACCCCUCUGUAGAUGCUACGAAUGGAUCGAACGAGGACCGCGGAGAGGUGGCCGACGAAGACAAGCGCAUCAUCACAGACGAUGAGAUCAUCAGUCUCUCUAUUGAGUUCUUUGACCAGAACAGGGUUAAACUUGGUGUUGUCCCAGAUGACAAGCCCACUAAAGACCAGGCGGCAAACAAGAGGUACCUUCAGUGUCCAGCAGCCAUGACAGUCAUGCACUUAAGGAAGUUCCUGCGCAGUAAAAUGGAUAUCCCCAACACCUACCAGGUUGAAGUCAUGUAUGAAGAUGAACCACUAAAAGAUUACUACACACUAAUGGAUAUAGCCUAUAUCUACACUUGGAGACGGAAUGGCCCGUUACCUUUGAAAUAUCGAGUCAGACCCAACUGCAAGAAGAUGAAGCUGAGUCCAACACAACCAGAGGCCCCGAACAGCACCGGCCGAUCUGGCCCGGAAAGCGACUUUGCGAGCGACAAAGCCAGCAGUCCAGCCGGCGUCCCCUCCACGUCUUCGUCGUUGCCGAGCCCGAGUACGCCUGCGCAGUCGCCGCACCCACAGUUCACCCCCGGCAGCGCUCCGAACAACCAGAACGGCGCUCCCAGUUUACCCCCCCUCGCCCAGAGUCGGCCGUACCCAUUCAGCAUCAAAUCACGGAAGAUGUCUGUCAACGGAUCGUCCGCCUCCUCUGGAUGACUUCGCGUAAUGACGCAGGCUUUUCGCAGCCCACGAAAGACGCGCUCCUCUGAAGUUUUCACGCCAGUGUAGUUCCAUCGUGUAGUCUCUCUUACGUCACUCUCGCCGUCUCAAAGGGCCGUUGUUGUUCGACAUACUCUAAUGAGGGAUGGAAGUUUAACGUAGUAGAAAAUGAAACAUUUGGCCUGUUCCUUUUUUUUUUUAUGGAGAUUAUCCAUGGGAAAUGUUUUGUGUCAAAGUGUAGACGGAAAAACUGCAUUUAACCUGUAGGCCUACCUAUUCCCCAUAAGCUACGUUUUAUUUUACGGAUGUGACUGAUGGUUUUCUUUUGUCUUUUUUUAAUUUGACGUUUGAUGUCCUUUUUACUUUUUGUUGUCGAGUCAAACAUAUUGAUAUGACUAUUUUAGGUGUGCCGGGUUAACCUAUUUGAAAAUGUCAGUUAAGCAUGCCUAUAUAGCCUAACACUUUUUUUUCUUCUCAGAAAAAUACUAUGUAGCCUAUAUCAGAAGGGUUAGUCUAUAUGCUCGUCCCCCCCCCCCCUAAAAUGUCAUUUUUUUUAUAAUCUAUAUAUUUUUAGAAAAGUUUCAACGAAAGUUUAGCCUCUUUGGGAGAAUUAUAGGCUGACUUUGGUUGACGUAGGCUGGUGGUUCACUGCUCUAUGCAGAAGAAAAACUUCAAGAGAGUUCUCUUAAUUUGCCUUUUUACUGGAAAUGCACACGUUUAGCCUCUUCGUAGCUGCAGUUGAAUCCAAACGCUUUCAUCCACCUCUUUUAAAACGUAUACGCGUUUUUAGAAAAAUCUCCUGUAAAUAGAAAAAAUGCAUAUUUAAUCAUCGACGACUUUGUUUUUCUGUUCCUUUUAUUCCAUGGGAAUGACAGGCUUCUUUUACACGAAUAAGCACCUCACCUGCAUUUCAUGCUUAACGAAUGAUGUUCUGUUGUCUCCUGUGUUUUCUCCGUAUUUGUAUCGCUUGAUUGUAUGGACAACUAUUGUAUUGUUACUGUUGCACAGUAUAAAAACAUCUAAAUAAAACAUUUUACACUUGUAA